Dracunculus medinensis (Guinea worm) is the source of this 723-nucleotide messenger RNA. The record is from the annotation of a GenBank genome assembly. Lineage: Eukaryota; Metazoa; Nematoda; Chromadorea; Rhabditida; Dracunculidae.
AUGAAAUAUUUGGAUACAAUAAAAUUGGACCGAAUUACUAGCGAAAUUCGUGAACGUUCCGAAUUUCUCGAUGUCAGAUUGGAAGCGUAUUCUUGUAAAAUGGUAACUGCUGAUAAGAGAGAAUGGAAGAUAACUAAGGCGGCGCGAAAAGCAAUGGAAUCUUCAUCGUCGUUGUUCGAUCCGCUUGAAUUAAGCUCCUACAACGAGUCACUGAAGAUGGCUGCUGAAGGAGAAAGACCUCGGCACGUUUCUGAACCAUCGUGUUCACACCAAGAUGAUGUUCAACUUUUAACUAAGCAGAAUCAAAAUUUUGACGAGAAAUUUUAUCGCGAAAUUUUCGAUUUAACAUCUGUUUUGAAUAUUUCUUAUCCGGAUUACGAUUUUUCGCUUGUAAGAACUGAUUCGUUUUCGCUUAUUCCAAAUUUCAGUACUUUGGUUGAUAUGGUCAAUUCAAAAUUUGAUACACUUGUGCGAGCCUUUUACGAAUUGAGACCAGUUUUGUGGGCGAGUGUCAACGAGGUUAUCAAUAUUAAUGAUUGCACUUUUUACAGCUAUACGCCGGAUUUUAAGAACGAUCCAUUUUCGGAACCGGGAGUCAUAUGGUGUUUUAACUAUUUUUUUGUCAACAAAUCUCUGAAAAGAGUGCUUUUGUUCACGUGCCGUGCUUUCAAUCGCGAUCCUUUUCCAGAAGAACGCGAGGAGGAAGCUUAUGAAAUGGAUUAA